AUGGCAAAGAAUCUACUCGCACGGCUGUGGGUCGCCUUUACGGUCAUCACGAUAGGCACAGCACAGCAGAGCCGAACUCAAGACCUUUGUACGGACCUAACAGAACAAGGUAAUGCAACAGGAGCCACUGAUACGACAGUCAGCUCCGACUCCAACCUAGGAGCCUGGAGAAUCAGCGUCCGCUCCAACUACUCCGCCGCGACGCUCUCCGCCAUCCCAGGUGUCAACACAAGCUCAUCCCCCGGUGCUGAGGCGGAUGUCUGGUUUGACCCAUUCACCAGCACGGACCUCACCUCCGGCACCAACUGGUAUAGCGCGUGCUCAUUUAUCUUCCGCAACCUUCCCAACAACUUGAUCCGCCGGGGCCAGACGGACCGCGGCAUCUGCUCGCAGAUGCUGUCAUCCGAGUGCGUCCACGCGCUGGAAGAGCGCACCGCCAAUGUUGCGCGCGGCUUGACCGGCAACCCUAUCCCGCAGGGGAAUCUCACGGCGGCGGUGCUGGACCCCAUCUGUUCUGAGAUCCGCCGCUCCAUCGGCGAGCCCUCGCUAGCGUCGCGCGAUGAGCCACCGGAGGUGCCUCUCCCGAAGGAAUGCGACCCCUACUUCCAGCCCGACGAACUCGACCCUGCAGGGCUCCCGGAGAUGUUCAUCGUCGACGCCUACACGCUUACCUCGAAUGAAACUACCACCAGCGAUGACGGCCUCAAUUGCUCCGCCGCCCUCCCAAACUCCGCGAAAUACGGCCAACAAUCCUACUCGUUCCCCCGCGACACCGGACUUGUGGGUAGCACCUACGGAGUCUUUGACCUGCCCUUUCCCGACGCGUAUGACGAGCUCGUCCACCAGGUCUGGCCCAUCUUGACAGUCGUGUUCCCGCAGGCGAACAACUCGAGGGAGAGGCUGGUGGAUCUGGCCUACGGGACGAUGACAUGCUUGAGGGCACGCGACGUGAGGGAAGGCAGCCGUGUGCCCGUGCAAUUGGAGGACGGCGACGAAGUGAGCUUCCCCGGUGCAGGCAUGGGAAGCGGCCAGAUUGCGGGCGUCGCCGUGGGUGUGAGCGUUGCGGUACUGUUGGUGCUGGGAGGGGCUGCGUGGUGGUACUUCAGGAGACGGAGAAGAAACGCCAGGGAGGCUGGAUCAGGGCGGCGAAAGGCACUUCAGGAUGAGGAUGCACGGCCGGUCAUGUUGAGCGAAGUAGACGCUUCUCCUGGUGGAGCUGGUCGCCUCGAAUUGGCUGGGAAACAGAAGCCGUCCGAACUGGAUGGCCAGACGACGGAGUGCUUUGAGAUGCCGGCGAGAGAAGAGGUUGGGAAAGAACUUCCUGCCAGGUGA
This is a messenger RNA of Cyphellophora europaea CBS 101466, 1332 nucleotides long. RefSeq lists its product as uncharacterized. The record is from RefSeq and is a predicted model, not a curated record. Bases 1 to 1332 code for a protein of 443 amino acids. Lineage: Eukaryota; Fungi; Ascomycota; Eurotiomycetes; Chaetothyriales; Cyphellophoraceae. The transcript has a single exon.